CAUGUUUUUGCCCCCAAACCCCCCCUCCCUCGCUCUCUCGGCGUGCGUGCUCUCGAGCAGUGCCUUGAUCGAUCGGGCCUUUGAGGUAGUCAAUCAUUUACACGGAAAUUCAAAGUGGAGAAGUUCAGUAUGGGAAAAACUGGGAAGUUUGAGAAGCAGUGGUUCACUUUUUCUUUUUAAUCGGAAGGUGCUGAGAUACUUCGGAAAAGAUGGCCAUAAUUGGAGGAAGAAGAAAGAUGGAAAGACAGUGAAGGAAGCUCAUGAGAGGCUCAAGGCGGGGAGUGUUGAUGUGCUGCACUGCUACUAUGCCCAUGGAGAAGAAAAUGAAAAUUUCCAAAGGCGAAGCUAUUGGUUGCUUGAAGAGGAGCGCUCGAACAUUGUUCUUGUACACUACCGCGAAGUAAAGAGGUCUGGCAGAUCACUAGACAAGUCGAUUUCAAUGCUUCAGAUGGAGCUGGCUGUUACUCAAAGUUCUCAAGAGAUGAGGAGAUCUGAUGAGUUCACUCACAUCUCUGAAUUGACUCAUGAGGGCUUGCCAAGGAAGAAGGCUUUCAUAGUUAUUGGAAUUAAUUCUGCUUUUAGUAGUAGGAAGAGGUGUGAUUCGGUUAGACAAACUUGGAUGCCUCAGGGCGAGAGACUUCUUCAAUUGGAACAAGAGAAGGGAAUUAUCAUGCGGUUCAUGAUUGGCCAUAGUGCAACAUCUAACAGCAUACUAGAUCGAGCUAUUGAUUCAGAAGAUUCUCAGCAUAAGGACUUCCUCAGGCUGGAGCACGUUGAAGGGUAUCAUGAAUUGUCUGCAAAAACCAAAAUUUUCUCCUCCACUGCUGUUGCAAAAUGGGAUGCUGAUUUCUAUGUUAAAGUGGAUAAUGAUGUCCAUGUCAAUUUGGGAAGCUGGGUGCUUUUUUGUUGUUCUGGAAUGUGUGCUUGCACUUGUUGCUGCUGCUGCAACAUUUGCUCUUCGAAUCCUUACAAUUGGUAUUGGGACACAAAUGAAGGAGCUCGGAGCACAAUCCAGUGCUACAGAUGAGGAGAUCUUCAAACAGGUUCUAGGGCUUGAUCGACCUGGUCGUGUUCGAACAAAUGGAUUGGGUCCUUCUCUGACAAAUGUCUUUGGAGGUGGAUUUAGGCAAUUACAAGAGCAGGCUCAUCUCAUCUAGACACAAGUCCAAGAGCAACUUAACCAACAUAAAGUACAAAUGGAAAUGCAAGUGAAGGAGAUGAUGGAUGCUAUGUUUAGUCAGAUGCAAGGUACAAUCCAAGCUCAACAAGCACGAAUAGAGUAGUUGGAGUCUCAACCGACCAUGGGUGGGCCUGUUGCACCAACUACUACACAUGUGCAUUCACAACAACAAUCCCAUGCAUACCUCGUCGUUUAAUUGCCAUCAUUCAUCCGAGGAAGUUCAAAUAUCAGAGGAAGAAGAAGUAGAUAGAGGACAAACUCAAUGUCGGAGGGACUCUUUUUUGUAGAAACAUUUGAAUGAAUCUUUGUUAGGGUACUAGUCUAUCUCUGAUCUUCCAUGAUGAUGGCGGAAAUCGGGCAGUGGUGACAUCACUGAUGCAUUUUGCACUAAUAGAUGGGAAUGUAAUUUUUAAUGCAUCACAAUUUUGUUAUAGAAUUUGGGCCCUCUUUCAGAUUUUUGAAAAACAAAGUUCUAGGCUUGUUUCUUAUUUUUGAUUGCACAUUUCUAAAGCAAGGAUUGAAUACACUGUAUAUUUUUAUUUUGAUGAAGCAAAUAAUAAAAACACCCAUCAAUUGUAAACAAA
Messenger RNA from Camellia sinensis, 1764 nucleotides. NCBI's taxonomy places the organism in Eukaryota, Viridiplantae, Streptophyta, Magnoliopsida, Ericales, Theaceae. The record is from RefSeq and is a predicted model, not a curated record.